Dictyostelium purpureum is the source of this 633-nucleotide messenger RNA. RefSeq lists its product as uncharacterized. The record is from RefSeq and is a predicted model, not a curated record. Gene Ontology annotation, molecular function: S-adenosylmethionine-dependent methyltransferase activity. Gene Ontology annotation, biological process: phosphatidylcholine biosynthetic process. NCBI's taxonomy places the organism in Eukaryota, Evosea, Eumycetozoa, Dictyosteliales, Dictyosteliaceae. The coding region runs from base 1 to 633 and encodes 210 amino acids. The transcript has 2 exons.
AUGUUUGAAGAAUAUUUAAAUCAAGAAUAUUUUGAAUAUUUAGCAGCACACAUCGAUUUCACAGAAACCUACUUUUUAGCAGCAGUUGCCUGUAUUAUUUUCAAUCCAUUAUGGUGGAAUAUUACUGCUAGAUUGGAAUAUAGAACCCAAUUUAUGACCAAAAUGUGUGGUGGUCCAUAUAAAGGAUGUUAUUUAUUAGCAUUUUUAAUUUUCGCUUUGGGUAUAUUAAGAGAUUAUUUAUUCUCAGAAGCAUUAAACAGACAAGCAGUUUUUGCUGGAUUUGACAACUUUGAAUGCGAAGUUAUUAGUUAUAUUUUAUAUGGUGUUGGUGGUAUUUUAGUAUUAGGUGCAUACUUAAAAUUAGGUAUUACAGGUACUUAUCUUGGUGAUUAUUUUGGUAUUUUAAUGAAGGAAAGAGUCACCGGUUUCCCAUUCAACGUUAUGAACAAUCCAAUGUAUAAUGGUUCAUGUAUGUUAUUUUUAGCCCAUGCCAUCUCUGGCAAGAGUUUAGCAGGUGUUGCUUUAACUAUUGUAGUAUACAUUGUUUAUAAAUUUGCUUUAGUCUUUGAAGAAUCAUUCACAAAUUAUAUUUAUUCCAAUGCCGCUAAAAAAUCUUCAAAAAAAUCAAAUUAA